Harpegnathos saltator (Jerdon's jumping ant) is the source of this 2258-nucleotide messenger RNA. Its product is annotated as neuropeptide CCHamide-1 receptor. Lineage: Eukaryota; Metazoa; Arthropoda; Insecta; Hymenoptera; Formicidae. The record is from RefSeq and is a predicted model, not a curated record. The transcript is spliced from 7 exons. Gene Ontology annotation, biological process: G protein-coupled receptor signaling pathway. Gene Ontology annotation, molecular function: neuropeptide receptor activity. Gene Ontology annotation, cellular component: plasma membrane. Bases 499 to 1758 code for a protein of 419 amino acids.
CAUUCUCUCGAGUGCGCACAUAAACGCGCGUGCGCUUGUAUUCGCGCGAAUAUAUUCUACGCAGGAUAGUGUUAUGCACGAAAUUAAUAGUCGACGAUGCAUUGUGCAGAUAGAAUGGCAACUGCGCUCCCGCGGGGGUGUUGCGUAAGAAAGAAACGAGCUAUCCACAGUUGAUUCUCCGCGGGACAUUUUCGCGAAAUAGGGAGGAAGUGCGGUCGUAACGUCUGAUUUUCAUUCUCUCCUCAUGCUAAUAAUUCACCAACGUGGAUUUUCAGCGGUUCACUUAUCCGCCCGUUCGCAUUAUCUUAUCUACUUGUUGCGCUCGUCGCAAACUUCCUCAAUGUAAAUUGUUUUCAUUAACGACUGGCAGGUGUGUUAUGCUUCAUCCUCCUUCACCCCCAAUAAGCUUCUCGCUGCGUUGCUUCGUACUUACGGCAGGAAUUUACACGCGAAACUGGAGGUACUCAAAUCAUCUCAAAAUGAAGAAGAAAUAAUGAAAUGCUCGACGAAAAUAUGAUGAUGAUGGUAAUAGCGAAUGACGUUCUGAAUACAAGCAGAAGCCCCGUGAUAGAGGAAUACGACGACGUCGAUGAUGUUUACGUACCGUAUGAUCAACGACCCGAAACUUACAUCGUGCCCAUAGUGUUUUCAAUAAUCUUGGUCGUGGGUGUCACGGGAAACGGCACCUUGAUUCUCAUUUUACUAUGCCAUGCAAAUAUGAGAAAUGUGCCGAACAUUUAUGUGCUAUCUUUGGCCUUGGGCGAUCUAUUGUUGAUCGUGACCUGUGUACCUUUCACGUCUAUCCUUUACACGCUUGAGUCGUGGCCAUGGGGCUUGUCUAUCUGCAAACUGUCCGAAUACGUUAAGGAUAUCUCGAUCGGUGUGUCGGUAUUUACUCUAGCAGCUUUGGCAGCCGAAAGAUACUGCGCCAUCGUGAACCCCAUUCGACGCCAUGUGGCGGGUUUGAGCGCGAAACCGCUAACCGUUUUAACGGCAUCUCUUAUCUGGGUACUAGCAAUUGUCUUAGCUCUGCCCGCCGUACUCUUCUCUCACGUGCCGACUAUACCAUUGGGAGAAAACCACAGCAUUCUAAUCUGCAGCCCUUUCCCCGAAGAAUUCGGAGACGGGUACCAGAAGGGCAUAGUAAUGUUCAAGUUCUUGGCGUAUUACGCGAUACCUCUGUGCGUAAUAGCCGGUUUCUAUCUAGGCAUGGCACGUCAUCUAAUAUUGUCUACCAGGAACAUGCCAGGUGAACUUCCCGGCUGCGAACAGAUAAGGGCGCGCAGGAGGGUGGGCAAAAUGGUGUUGUCCUUCAUAAUCGUUUUCGUGAUUUGCUUUCUGCCAUACCACGUGUUCAUGCUAUGGUUUCACUUCUGGCCUUCGUCGCGGGAUGAUUAUAACAUUUUCUGGCAUGUAUUCAGGAUAGUCGGCUUCUGCCUCAGUUUCAGCAACAGCUGCGUGAAUCCGAUAGCUCUCUAUUUCAUCAGCGGCACAUUUCGUCAAAGAUUCAAUAAAUAUUUGUGCUAUUGUCUACCGGGUGGUUGCGCUGUCUGCGGCGGUAGACGCUUGGAAAGGGGCGGAACUCACGGAGAUACUGGUUUUUCGCAAAGAAGUCGCGGCAUACGGGGUACGUUUUAUGAGACCAGUUUCGGUUCCACUUUCCGCAGACACACUCAAGAAUCGACCGGGGUAUUCGAGAUGGCCAGCAUAGAAAAGGCUAAAUCUACCCCGUGCGAUCGGAGGUUGCUGGCGGAAUAAUCUCGAGGGUUAUAAACAGGGCAUGGAUGCUGAUGUAAAUUGCAGCAUGAAUGCAGUCUCGAUGAACCGUCAUUGCCGAUAAUGAUGGACUAAAGCGGAUGCGAAACGCUUCGUUGGAAUGGUAUGCGUAUUGUAUAACGUCAAAGCUGCGAGCCACGAAUUACGGUUGUAUGAAAGAAAUGCGAUGACAAGUCUCGCAGGUAAUCCUUAUUCGGGUAUUAGGCGGCUAAUGCGACGACAGUUGCGAAACUUAUAUAAGUGUCCGCUUAUAAUCACUUUGCUUGAAGUACCGAUUUAAAAUGAUGCGUAUACGACAUUUUUCACUCUACGGUACGACUACACGGGUCGACUAUAUACAGGCAAUCUCUUUCAUAUGUUAGACAUUUUUUUUUUAUAAACUCAAAUUGUGUGUGUGCGACUUCUUUAUUCCUCGAUGGUACUUUCGUGUAAUUUAUGUUAUCGAAUCUUUAUGCAGAGAUUUAUUAUUUAAGUGGGCGAAG